GGGGAACUGGAAAUUUUCUCGAGAAAAUUAGGAGAUUUUCCCAGAAAGUGGGAAAGGGAAGGGAUAAUGAUCGCCGAAGGAAUUGGAAGGAAGGGAAGAAGGCCAGCGAGGGAUGAUUUUAGAAAAAGGAAAAAUGAAGAUCAUUGUACAGGAAUUUCCUGCUGGACAAAACACCCCAAAUUUGUCCAUUGUUUGUUCCUCUGCCCCAAAUUUGUAAUUCCUUUGUUUUAUUUAACAUCCCCAACUGUAUGAUGAAAUGCCAAAUCGAGAGAGAAACCAUUCUGAAUUGAAGAACAUUCCCACCAUGUUCUUCCUCCGACCCGCCUCCCUUAUCUCCCUUCUUCUUCUCUCUCUUUCCCUCUUCUCCCAUUCUUCCAUCACCGCCAUUCCCAUCUCCGAGAACUCUGGUGGGGUAGAGGUUUUUAAGGUCUCGGAGCCAUGGAGGAGUCGGAGAAGCCUUGCGGAACAGAACCCUGCUGCGAACUCGUCUCUGAUUUUGGCGAGGGAAAGAACUAACAGGACAGACCCCCUUGCAAAUUUUAAACCAUAUACGGGUGGAUGGAAUAUCGGCAACAAACAUUAUUGGGCUUCUGUUGGUCUUACUGCUGCUCCCUUAUUUGCCACUGCUAUUGCCUGGUUCAUGCUCUUUGCGAUAUGCUUGUUGAUCAUCUGUCUUUGUCGUUGCUGUUGUCCGAGGGAGCCUUAUGGCUAUUCUCGAACAGCCUAUGCCUUCUCCCUUGCGUUCCUCGUAUUCUUGACCAUCCCAGUAACUCUCGGAUGCAUAGUGUUCUACGUUGGUCAAGGCCAGUUUCAUUUCCAUAUAUCAAGCACGUUGGACUAUCUAGUACAUCAGGCAGAUUUCAUAGCUGAAAAUCUCGAGGAUGUGUCCGUUCACCUUUCUGCAGCAAAAUCCAUUGGAGUCAAUUCCAUAGUUCUGCCUGAAGACAUCCAGGAAGGAAUUGACGACAUGGACUCAACUAUCAGUUCUGUUUCUUCCGUUCUUACCAAUACAACUGCUGCUAGCUCUAACAGCAUACAGAAAGUCUUGGAUACAACGCGAAUCAUGCUCAUUUGUGUUGCUGUUGUUAUGCUCGCAUUGGCAUUUGUUGGAUUCUUAUGUUCCAUUUUGGGAUUGCAGUGUAUUGUAUACAGCUUGGCAAUCCUUGGCUGGAUUCUUGUUACGGUCACGUUCGUUCUGUGCGCGGUUUCUCUUCUUCUAAAUAAUGUGAUUGGAGAUACGUGUGUUGCGAUGGAAGAUUGGCUGCAGAAUCCCACAGCCCACACAGCAUUAGAUGAGAUUCUUCCUUGUGUCGAAAAGGCCACUGCCAAAGAAAUUCAGACUGUAACCAUGAAUGUGAACUACCAGCUCGUCAGAUUGGUCAAUGGAGUGAUCAACACACUCGCAAAUGCCAACCCUCCUCCAGAUGUCAAGCCCCCUAUGAACUAUAACCAAUCUGGCCCGUCGGUGCCACCCCUUUGCGUUCCGUUCAAUUCCGAUCUCACCGACCGAAACUGCUCGGCUAAUGAAGUAGAACCGAGCAAAGCUCCCAAGGUUUGGGGGGAUUUCACUUGUCAAGUUUCAGGCAAUGACAUUUGCGCCACAACUGGCCGGUUGACCCCAACAUUGUACAACCAAAUGACAUCUGCAGCAAGCGUGAGUUAUGGUUUGUAUCGGUUUGGACCGUUCUUUGUGGACCUCGUAGAUUGUACAUUUGUUCGUCAAGUGUUUAUGGACAUCAGUAAAAAUCAUUGCCCUGGCCUCCGACUGUUCAUGGAAUUGACAUACGUUGGGUUGCUUAUGAUGUCUGGUUCUGUCAUGCUCUCCCUGAUCUUCUGGAUUAUAUAUGCAAGAGAGCGACGACAUCGAGUCUAUACUAAGCAAUUUAUUGCACGAACUCGCAGCUAGAU
Messenger RNA from Cucurbita pepo subsp. pepo (vegetable marrow), 1908 nucleotides. RefSeq lists its product as uncharacterized. The record is from RefSeq and is a predicted model, not a curated record. NCBI's taxonomy places the organism in Eukaryota, Viridiplantae, Streptophyta, Magnoliopsida, Cucurbitales, Cucurbitaceae. Gene Ontology annotation, cellular component: plasma membrane; plasmodesma.